Molecule: messenger RNA, 953 nt
Organism: Schizosaccharomyces japonicus yFS275
Lineage: Eukaryota; Fungi; Ascomycota; Schizosaccharomycetes; Schizosaccharomycetales; Schizosaccharomycetaceae
Product: 20S proteasome component alpha 3
Exons: 1
Coding region: 81-824 (247 amino acids)
Biological process (GO): protein catabolic process; proteasome core complex assembly; proteasome-mediated ubiquitin-dependent protein catabolic process
Cellular component (GO): proteasome storage granule; proteasome core complex; proteasome core complex, alpha-subunit complex
Source: RefSeq, a predicted model, not a curated record
CUCUGCGCUAACCUUAAUGUCCCUACAGAAGUCCACGACGCGAACACCAAGUCUAUCCUGUCCUUUACCUUACACUCACCAUGUCCCGUAGUUACGAUUCUAGAACGACAAUCUUUUCGCCAGAGGGACGACUAUACCAAGUGGAAUAUGCUCUUGAAGCCAUUAAUCACGCCGGUGUAGCUAUGGGCAUUGUUUCUAAAGAUGGCAUUAUUCUGGCCGCAGAAAAAAAGGUUACUAGCAAAUUGCUCGAGCAAGACACGUCUUCAGAAAAACUUUACGUUCUCAGCGACCAUAUGAUUUGCGCUGUUGCCGGUUUGACCGCAGACGCUAACAUUUUGAUCAAUUACGCCCGGCGUGUCGGUCAACAAUACCUUCAAACAUACAAUGAGGAUAUCCCUUGCGAACAAAUGGUUCGUCGCGUUUGCGAUCUGAAACAAGGUUACACUCAACACGGUGGACUUCGUCCUUUUGGUGUUUCUUUCAUUUAUGCCGGUUGGGACAAGGUUCAUGGUUUCCAAUUGUACCAGUCCAAUCCCUCUGGUAACUAUGGAAGCUGGCAAGCAACGAGUAUCGGUGCUAAUAACGCAAGUGUUCAAAGCUUGAUGCGCCAAGAUUACAAAGACGACAUGGAUAUGAAGGCUGCCUGUGAUUUGGCUGUGAAGAUUCUUAGCAAAAGUAUCGACAGCACAAAUCUUUCUGCCGAAAAAAUUGAGAUCGCUACGAUUGUAAAGAAUGAAAAUGACAAGGUCGUCUACAAAACUUGGAAUGCAACUGAGAUAGAUGAGCUUUUGAAGCAACACAAAGAGACCUCUACUUCGUCGUAAGAACGGGAUAAAUAUGACAUAGUAGACAACGCCGUACAUGCACGCUGAUAAAAAGCGCUCUGGACGAGUUUCCAAGCGGAUUCACUGUGUGGUAAUUCGUUAUGAUUCGACAGUGUAGACGAUUAUGUA